UGUUCGCUGGAGAAUAUAAAGGCAGCUGCGCAGUCACAAUACUAGACAAGACAUCAAAGACAAUACUUUAUUAAAGACCAGACGGCAGAGGAAAAUAAUAUAUCUGCAUCUUAGAACAUUUAACGCUCUUCAACAUAAAGUCGGAACUGUAAUCUUCUUUCGGCACUGUUGAUUUAAACUGUCGAGAAUGCCUUUUCUUGGACAGGAUUGGAGGUCCCCCGGUCAGAGCUGGGUUAAAACUGAAGAGGGAUGGAAAAAUUAUUCUUCAGACGACAAAAACAGCAAUGACUCAGACGUGAGCUAUUGCAAACCAGAGGAAGAGUGCUUCCAGGAGAAUGUGCUGCUGGCAUACGACAUGGCAGUUAAGAAGAGAAGGAAAGACUUCAUGAACACCAACACAAAGAUUCCUUAUUUCCACAAAGAGAAAUGGAUUUAUGUUCACAAAGGAAGCACUAAAGAGCGCCAUGGAUACUGCACACUGGGAGAAGCAUUCAACCGGCUGGACUUCUGCAGUGCCAUCAAGGACAGCAGGAGGUUCAACUACGUCGUACGGCUGCUGGAGCUCAUUGCCAAGUCUCAGCUGCCCUCGCUCAGCGGAGUGGCUCAGAAGAAUUACAUGAACAUCCUGGAGAGAGUGGUGCAGAAAGUCCUAGACGACCAGCAGAACGUUCGUCCCAUCAAGGAGCUUCUCCAGACCCUGUAUGUGUCUCUGUGUGGCCUGGUGCAGGAUAUGGGGAAGUCUGUUCUGGUGGGGAACAUCAACUGUUGGGUCCACCGCAUGGAGAACAUCCUACAGUGGCAACAACAGCUGGACAACAUUCAGAUCAACAGGCCUGUGUCUAAGGGUAUGACCCUAACGGACCUGCCUGCCAGCUUGCAGCUGAACAUCAUGGAGCAUCUGUCAGAUGGCAGGGACCUGGUCAGUCUGGGACAGGUGACUCCAGACCUGGGACAGCUCACUGAGGACAGGCUGUUGUGGAAGAGGCUCUGCCAGUACCACUUCACUGACCGACAGAUCCGUAAGCGUUUGAUGGUGUCAGACAAGGGUCAGUUGGAGUGGAAGAAGAUGUACUUUAAGCUAUGUCGCUGCUACCCUGUCAGAGAGCAAUACAGCGAAACCCUGCAGUUCUGCACACACUGCCACAUCCUCUUUUGGAAGGAUACGAACCACCCUUGCACAGCCAACAACACAGAGAGCUGCUGUAAGCCAGUUUCUCCACAAGGCUUUAUCAACCUCUUCAAGUUCUGAGAGCCACACAGAGCCUGAUGGACUUUGUACAUACAGUACAGAACUGUUCAUAGUGCAAUUGAUGGAUUCAGACAGGCCCUGAGUUUGUGUAUAGUGGUGAUGGUGCAUUUGAUUCCUGGUCACCGUGACACUGGGGAGAGGAAGCAGUGGGGAAAUCAUGCAAUCAAAUUCUUGGUUGGGAGAGCUGAGGAUUCUGGGAGAUGGACUUCUACAGCUGAGAACAAGUGAAUGUGACAAACUGAUCAAAGGGAGGUGGAACAAGAGGGGGAUGAGGCGAAACAGAGUACUCUGAAGUUUAUUAAAUAAGUUUGGUCCUUUUUUUAUUUAAAUUCAAAUGAAAUGCACUUCUCUUCCUAGCUGAGUUAUAACAUGGCUACCGUAACGGCAUACUAAGUUUAAACGUUUUCCAGAAAGGAGGUAAAUUGCAAAAGUGAAUGUUUAGUUUUAAAUAGGGCUGUCAAACGAUUAAAAUAAUUAAUUGAGUUAAUAGAAUUAGUAAUAAUUUAAGAAUUUGAUCAAAUUUGGCCCUUAAAAACAAUUUGUUAAUUUUAAAAAGCAGUGCAUUGAGUUAUAGGCAUACUAUGUUUUGAUUGUAAGGGAAAGAAACAAAAUAAUCUGUGUCAGUGUUUUUUAAUGGCAUUUUCACUAUAAACAACACAAAAGUCACUGCUAACAUACAGAUAUUAAUGUUCCCAAUGUUUCAGUAGGUCUCCUCCCUCUUAUCAAUGUUCUUGAAGUUUAACACUUGCUCGUUUGCUACAAACAGACACAUGCACUCAAGUACUGAAAGCUUCAGGCAUGCCUAAUGAGUGUUUUAACAAUUUCUGAUUGAAGGGUUGACUAUAGGAAAAAAAUAACUGUAUCCAUGGAGACAAAGAGCUUUUAAACCUGUCCAAUGUUAGGACUUCCACAGAAUACAUUAACAACAGAUCAGCCAGGUCUGAGUUCAUGUAAAAUAUCAUCCAGCUAUUAGAUCUAGCCUAGGAUACUUAUCCAUGUUCUUCAACAUGAACUAGUCACAAGCUGCUACUACUAGAAUUGGGAUCAUUUUCUGAACUCUUUUAACCUGAGAACUAAAACAAAAACAGUAUCUAAAUGGAAUGGAUUUCCUGCUUUGAUUAAAAUCAUUGUGGGAAGUUAGCUAGCUAGUUCAAUCAAGAGGCAUUCAGCCAUGGCAUUGUAAACAUUAUUUUGGUUAGCUAGCUAACGUUAGCAUAACUAGCUAACUGCUUCUGUACAAAUUAUGUUUUUGCUGUUUUCUAAAGAAACGCCUGGAAUAUGUUUAUGGUUUAACUUUAUGUACGUUUUCCUUAAACUGUUGCUCAAAGCUGUGCGCAUAGCGCACCACAAGGGACAAACAGCGCUACUGAGAUCGAGCGCACACUGACUGCGCAGAGUGACGGUGCACAGACCGUGUUGUGUGUUGCGCUUAAAACGGUCCGUGCGGAAACGCGCUCAAAAGGGUCCGUGCGGUGAACAAAUGGAGAUUCAAUUAACGGUGUCCAAUAGUUUUUUACGGCAUAAAAAAUGUCACGCGUUAUUAACGAGUUAACUUUGACAGCCCUAGUUUUAAAACAUAAUUGUUUCAUUUUCAAAUAGAAAAAAGUAGGGAAAUAUAUUAACUGAUUUGAAGUUUGAAAUUAGUUUGGCUCAAUUUCAAGUAAAACUAAUUUCAAAGUUUUAUGUGUUUAAACAUUUUUGGAAACUCAUUAUUUGACUUUUUUGAUGCUCUGGGAAAGUGGAGAGAGAAAUCAGGCUCUAGCUUUGACAUGGGGGUCACAUCUUGGGAGAAUGUCGUUAUUUUUUUUUUACUAAGGUGUUUUCCACUAAAGUUGACUGGUAUGAUAUUCUUUGAUAUGGUGACUGCAUAUCUUUUCUAAAUACCCCCCUUUUUUUCACUUUUAUAUGUUUGAUAUUUACAAAGGUUUUUAUAUGAAUGUAUUGUAUUCUGCUUGUGUGUAGUGACUAGCUGCUAAUGCUUUAACAUCAGAAUGUAGUAUUAUUACCAACGAUAUUACAAAGACACUGAAUAGUAAUAAUAUUAGAGAUGGUGGUGAGCCCUACAAGAGCAGCUGGUGAAGAACAGGAGUGGGAUGUUUUCAGAUUGUGUUAACUUUGUCAUCUAGGAGGCAUUUAUUUACAAGAAGAACUGACAUGGUACUGAAGGAGCAGCUUUGAAAACCAAUAUAUUAAAAAGCUUGAAGGACUUUAAUGAUUCAAAACAUGUUUAUUUAUGGCUUCCUGCAUGAUGCUGCUUUUUUUUUAUACCCAGAUGUUUUUCUUUUCUAAAUUAUUUGUGUUUCUGGCAUAUUGAAUAACCUGUGUUGAUGGGUGGGUAAAGGAAGCAUGAUGGAACUACUUGUUGAAUGGUGCAGUCUUGACUCUGGGUGCAUCCCAAAUAGCACCCUAUCCCCUUUAUAGUGCACUAUAUGAGCUCUGGUCAAAAGUAUUAGCGUGCCAUUUGGGAUGCAGCCUUAGACCCGUAUUCACACUGCCUGGGCAGUAGAGUAAUGUCCAAUACAUGCAGUGUAAUUCUAAUGUGUCAUGUUUCUGUUCAAUAAAUAAACAAACUGAAAAUA
Molecule: messenger RNA, 3828 nt
Organism: Coregonus clupeaformis (lake whitefish)
Lineage: Eukaryota; Metazoa; Chordata; Actinopteri; Salmoniformes; Salmonidae
Product: F-box only protein 32
Exons: 9
Coding region: 188-1249 (353 amino acids)
Biological process (GO): protein ubiquitination
Cellular component (GO): SCF ubiquitin ligase complex; cytoplasm; nucleus
Molecular function (GO): protein binding
Source: RefSeq, a predicted model, not a curated record